AUGAGCUACUACGGAUCUGACGUGAAUUCCGCCUCUUCCUACCGGAAGAUUUUCGGGGAGUCUCCCCGCUACUCAGCUUCCCCAUCUCGGAUGACUAAUGCUUCACGCAGUGGUUACAGGUCCAGCUCCCAAUCCAGGAGCAAUGUCCCCUCACUGGGCUCCUACAAGAGGUCCGGCCGCUCCUAUUCAGCUAUGCCUAUGUCUAUGGAAAACUUUGAUCUCACCCAAAGCAGCGCAAUGAACAAUGAGUUCAAGAUCAUCCGUACCAAUGAGAAAGAGCAAAUGCAGGGUCUCAAUGACCGCUUCGCGAUGUUUAUCGAUAAGGUGCGCAACCUGGAGCAGCAGAACAAGGUCCUGGAGACCGAGCUUGUCACCCUGCGCGGGCGGCAGAACGAGCCCUCCCGUCUGGCCGACCUGUACCAGCAAGAGAUCCGCGAGCUGCGCUCCCAGCUGGAGGAAGUCAACGGGGAGAAGUCCCAGAUAAUGAUCGAGCGCGACAACAUCGAGGAGGACCUCCUGAAACUCAGGGCCAAGUACGAGGAUGAGUACCGCGCCCGGGAAGAGGCAGAGCAGAACCUCAAGGCGUUCAAGAAGGACGUGGACGAUGCAACCAUGGUGCGUCUGGACCUGGAGAAGAAAGUGGAGUCGCUCUUGGACGAGAUCAACUUCUUGAGGAAGGUGCAUGAGGAGGAGGUGACCGAGCUGAUGAACAUGAUCCAGGCUUCCCAGGUGUCGGUUGAGAUGGAGGUGGCCAAGCCUGACCUCACCUCAGCCCUCAAGGAGAUCCGCGGCCAGUACGAGUCCAUGGCGUCCAAGAACCUGCAGUCCGCUGAGGAGUGGUACAAGUCCAAGUUUGUCGACCUGAACGAGCAGGCCACUCGCAGCAACGAGGCGAUGCGCACGAGCAGGGAGGAGAUCAACGAGUUCAGGAGGCAGCUGCAGUCCAAGACCAUCGAGAUCGAGAGUCUGAGGGGAACCAACGAGUCUCUGGAAAGGCAGCUCCAGGAGAUGGAAGACAGGCACAAUAAUGAGAUUGGCAACUACCAGGAUUCCAUGGCCCAGCUGGAGAACGAUCUGAGGACCACUAAGGGUGAGAUGUCUCGUCACCUGAGGGAAUACCAGGACUUGCUGAAUGUCAAGAUGGCGCUGGACAUUGAAAUAGCUGCUUACAGGAAACUUCUGGAAGGGGAGGAGACCCGCAUUAGCACAGGCAUCACCUACCCCAGCCCUGGCGGCGGCAGCCAGAACUACAACUACCAGGCCCGCAUGUACACCUCUUCCUCCGGGGGCUCCAAGGCCUCCAAGAAGGAAGGCAAGGACGAGGAGCAGCAGAGCAAGUCCGGCAAGAUCUCCUCCUCCCAGCGGGAGAUGUACGAGGAGACGGUGGUCACCUCCAAGAAGACGGAGAAGCAGCCGGAAUCCGGCGACAGCAGCCCCAAAAACUAAAACGCCCCUAAGAAAAACCUCCCCCCUCUUCUCUCCGUCCCUUGCCCAAUUCCAAAACCAUCGCUAGACCCCACACUCGAGGAGUUAGAGGGGAUGAGAGGAUGCGGGUGAAGGGGGGG
This is a messenger RNA of Hypomesus transpacificus, 1565 nucleotides long. RefSeq names its product internexin neuronal intermediate filament protein, alpha b (gene inab). Gene Ontology annotation, molecular function: structural constituent of postsynaptic intermediate filament cytoskeleton. Gene Ontology annotation, cellular component: cytoplasm; postsynaptic intermediate filament cytoskeleton; intermediate filament. The transcript has 3 exons. The record is from RefSeq and is a predicted model, not a curated record. NCBI's taxonomy places the organism in Eukaryota, Metazoa, Chordata, Actinopteri, Osmeriformes, Osmeridae. Gene Ontology annotation, biological process: intermediate filament organization. The coding region runs from base 1 to 1446 and encodes 481 amino acids.